Messenger RNA from Schistosoma intercalatum, 2787 nucleotides. The record is from the annotation of a GenBank genome assembly. NCBI's taxonomy places the organism in Eukaryota, Metazoa, Platyhelminthes, Trematoda, Strigeidida, Schistosomatidae.
ACCCGACCGUAGCUGCUACCUUGACGCGGUGGCCGGGCUUGCCUAUCGUGAUGACCCAAGCGAGCUAUACUGGCUGGAACAUAUGUUCCUGUAGGUCCUACCAUGCCAGGCAGGUCGAUUGGAGAACGGUAAGACUAAAAGCAGCAACUCAAGGUCUGAGGGCGAUGUCGUACUGCUGUUUGUGGAGGGGUGUGACAGCAGUAAGAAGUCUUCCUCGGACAAUCAGCAUCUGCAGCGAUGCUGCAGAUGAAGGAAGGGGUUAGAAAAGGCUGACCUUAAAAAUGUCACACCACCUUACCUCACGGAUUUCCGUCUCCGGUGGUAAGGCCCUUUGAAGAACGGAGCUAACACGUUAAAAACUUCCCACAAAAUGGCCGGCAUCAAGCAGUUAUCCCUUGGGCUCUGGGGUCGCGCUCCCAGGUCGUCAAGACCAACACUAAUCCGAUUUCUUUUUCAGGUUCCUCAAGAAAUACCCUUCUACGGUGUGGGCAGCCGGGAAGUGAUGUCGCCCCACAUACCUGUAACAGAACACGAGACCAAUUUGGUCACAUUCAGAACUAGCUCUCUUAGACUGGAUCCCAGUAGACAGUCGUUUGUACGCUGUCCGACUAAAUGGAACAAUAAGGACUCGGGAAGAUAGGGACACUCGUCGUUGCCUCUUCGUCGUCUAUGCCUAUUCUCCCACUGACUGCAGCUCAGAUGAGAUUUGCAGAAAGUUUUCCGACCUUCUCCGAAAAUCUAGGCGUUCCGAUGUAGUAAAAGUGGCUGGUAACUUUAAUGCUAAGGGAAAGACUUCUGGGUGGAUCUUAUAGUGUCGUGGCUCAAAGAACAGAUGAUGGCGACCGUCCAUUGCAGCUAUGUUCAGAUAACCGCCUCUUUCUUGCAAAUACUAACUUUGAGCAUAAGGAAAAACAUCUUUUAACAUGGCGACCCCCUAAUUCGUCCCAACGUUGGACCCAAAUAGAUCACAUCGCUAUCAGCCACCGAUGGAGGGGCUCGAUAGAAAACUGUCGCUCAUUCUGGAGCACAUGCUUAGAUUCACAUCAUGCUCUGGUACGAGCGAGUAUUUGCCUGCGUCUUACUGGACGUAAGAAAGACGCUGCAAGGAAGCCUCUUAGGGCCCUACUUAAUGAUAGUCAAGCUAAGAGUAUAUUUCAGGAACAACUAGAAAAACAGUUAGGCAGCCACGUAUGUGAUGCCCACCCCGAUGCAGCAUGGAAUGAUAUCCGAAAAGCUGUGGAAACAGCAGUGAUAUCUGCUAGUGAGGUAAACCACAAGGUUAGGGAGCAACACUGGAUUUCAGAAGCAUAUAUCGCACUGAUAGAUGCUCGGAAAAUCAUUCCACCUGGCUCUGAACAUAACGAAGAGCGGAGUCUGCUUAAGCGCAAGCUGACAAGAAGUCUAAGCAAUGAUCGUGAACAGUGGUGGGUAGCGAAAGCAAGAGAGAUGGAAAAGGCAGCGGCAAUAGGUAAUAGCAGACAAUUGUUCAGACUUGUUAAGGAAACCGGUAUUAGGAAACCGACCGUUAGCGAAACAAUCUCAGAGAAAGAUGGACAUAUUAUACAUUCUCAAUCCAGGAGAUUGGAUCGAUGGGCAGAACACUUUAGGGAUCAGUUCAACUGGCCUUCAGCCACACUUCGGUUAUCCACGAUCUCCAGUCAACCUGAAUGGCAAGUUAAUGUAGGUCCUCCGUCCCUUUACGAAGUUGAAAAAGCCAUAGGAAAUCUGAAACGAGGGAGAGCAGCAGGCCCUGACGGGUUUACUCCUGAGAUUUUUAAGGAUGAUGGUUCAGUAUUACCAGUGAGAUUAACUGAAGUCUUAGGUAGAAUUUGGGAACUGGACGUAAUCCCAUCUGACUGGUCUCAAUCACUGAUUGUGCCAGUCUAUAAGAAAGGACAAAAGUCCUCUUGUGACAAUCACAGAGGAAUCAGUUUGACAAAUAUAGUGUCUAGAAUAUUAGUUUCAAUAAUACAUCAACGCCUAACUAAAGCUCAUGAAGAGCAGACUAGAGAAAAACAGGCUGGUUUUCGACCUGGACGUGGUCGUAUAACCACAUAUUCACACUACGUCAGGUUCUAGAACACAGACACACAUUCAGACGCCCCACAGUCGUAGUAUUUCUCGACCUUAAGGCGGCAUUCGACUCCGUUGAUUGUGAGGUUCUAUGGAAGUGUUUGUCACUGAAAGGAGUACCAAAGAAGCACAAUAACCUUAUAAAGGCUCUCUACUCGAACACAACUGGUAGAGUGAGAGCUUAUGGCGAACUGUCAUCAGAAUUGAUUACCUCAAGUGGUGUUCGUCAGGGCUGUCCACUCUCUCCAUUCUUGUUUAACUCUGUUGUUUACGUGCUUUUGGAGAUAACACUUUCCUCAUUUAAAUUUCCAGGGGUUGAACUUCUACCAGGAGAUUCACUUGUUGACUUGGAAUAUAUCGAUGACAUACUUCUAUUUGGUGAAGACGCUGACAAAAUGCAGAGUCUUCUGACCAUUCUAGGCAACAAUACAAGCAUGUUCGGGAUGCGAUUCUCCCCACCGAAAUGCAAAAUGUUGCUUCAGGAUUGGGUUGCAUCGACACUCGAACUAAUGAUAGGGAGUGAAGUAGUUGAGCGUGUCGACCGCUUCACUUAUCUUGGAAGUCUCAUCAGCCCUUGUGGUCUGAUGUGUGACGAAAUCUCAGCACGGAUACAGAAGGCUCGACUAGCUUUUGCCAAUUUGCGUCAUUCAUGGUGUAGGCGAGAUACCUGACUAUCAACCAAAGGACUUGUUUACUGCGCAGCAGUUCGUCCCG